AUGGAUUUAGUCGCAGCCGAUAAGAUUUCUGAUACUACAAAUGCUGUUAAUUCCAAUAUUUCGGCUACUAUUAGUAGUAUUGACAUCAGUGACCUUUCACGGUUAUUCAUUCCUACUGUCUCGGCAUCCCAUGAGUUCAUACUUAGCAAUAUCAGAGAUAGCAAUAAUAGUACAGUGGGAAAUGAACAUCAAUAUGAUAACGAAUCACCAAAAUGGUGCACAAUAUUGUCUGUUGAUUGUGAAUGCCAUUUGUCGUAUCAGUUUUAUGCAUAUGAGGAAAGGCUGCUGCUUGGCCUCAUCACUCUACCAAUUAUCAUGUUUGGCCUUUGCGCAAACAUUACCUCCAUCCGUAUAUUCACCCAUCGUUUCAUGUUUUCCUCAUCCAUUAAUUGGUACCUCGCAAUUCUGUCUAGUUCUGAUACACUUAUUCUAUUUUCUGCAUUCUUUGUUCUGUCGUUACCCAGACUGGGUGAAUAUGCGAAGACAUGGUCGGCUACCAGAUUCAGUUAUUGGGUUGCACCUUAUAUGUAUGGCCUGAUGACUCUCGCUCAAACAAUAAGUGUAUGGAUGACAACAGGUAUGUCUGUCCAUCGUUAUAUUGGCGUAUGUUUACCAUUUAAAACAUCAACGCUCCUGAAAACGGCUCGAGUUCGGAUAUUUAUCCUAUCACUACUCGGAUUUUCUCUUCUCUUCAAUAUUACUCGAUUCUUUGAGGUGCGUGUUGUCAAUAACUGCUUUCGAUCAAAUAUAAAUGCCUUCAUUCCGGUGUUAGUCCCAUCAAAUCUACGACUUAAUCAAACUUAUCGCCUUAUAUUUUUUGGUUGGGCCUAUACCAUAUUGAUGUUUGUGCUGCCAUUUACAUUAUUAAUUAUUUUAAAUUCUCAGGUACUACUAGCUAUUCGACGAUCAAAUCGACUACAUAGGAGACAAAGUAUGGUACCCGAUGAAUCGCUAAAACAAGCGGAACGAAAAGAACGCCAAAUAUCAAUAAUGCUUAUUGCAAUUGUACUUGUUUUCCUCUCCUGCAAUACGUUAGCAUUUGUAGUCAAUAUUCUUGAAAAUGUUGGCUAUGACAAUGCUCUCUACGUUUCGCUUGUCACUUACAACAAUUUCUUGGUAAUGGUGAAUGCAUCAUGCAACAUAACAAUAUAUAUGUUAUUUUCGGAUAAAUAUCGUCUGUUAUUACGACAUUAUAUGACAUGUCAUUGGUCAAGGGAUGGUGAAUUACUUCUAACAACAAAUACUGCAUAA
Messenger RNA from Brugia malayi, 1251 nucleotides. RefSeq names its product LEM domain containing protein (gene Bma-frpr-19). The record is from RefSeq and is a predicted model, not a curated record. Lineage: Eukaryota; Metazoa; Nematoda; Chromadorea; Rhabditida; Onchocercidae. Gene Ontology annotation, molecular function: G protein-coupled receptor activity. Gene Ontology annotation, cellular component: membrane. The transcript is spliced from 6 exons. Gene Ontology annotation, biological process: G protein-coupled receptor signaling pathway. The coding region runs from base 1 to 1251 and encodes 416 amino acids.